AUGUCUUACUAGCAACAACGCAUUUAGAACAUUUAAGAAUAUAAGUACACCUCUGAAACUAAGACUGUGCGUUCUAACACUCCGUAAACACGUGAAACUAGAUAUCAAAUACAUGAAACUUCGAUUGAUAAUAUCAGAUCCACUCCUGAGAGUAGGUAGUAAAAAUUGAGUCCACAGAUCUGUCAAUUUUUAAUGGCUUGCGAAAUCGAGAGAUUGGGAUCAGAAAAUGAAAAAUUGCGUUUCAGAAUUAAAGAGAUGCAAGAUAAUACCUAGGAUAGACAUCAUUUGGAAUAAUAAAUAAUAGAUCUGACUAAUAAAUUGAAUGAGAUGAUCAACGUCGUAGAGACUCACAAAAUUGAGAAAUCUGAACUCAUCAUCCAAAUCACCACGUUGUAGGAGGAAAUUCAAGAGCAAAAGGAACUUUAGACCAAUUAUUAUGAGAGUAGAGUUGUCAACCUCUCUAAUCAAAUUGAUAAUCUCACCUUACAAUUAAGGGAAUUUGAGACUAUUAAAUUGGAUGAAAUGCAAGUUCUGAGGAAUCAAUUGGAAUCUGAAAUGAAAACUGAAAUUGUAAUCCAAUAAUAUUUAUAUCUCAUAGGAAAAGGCACUGCAAACUCAGGAACUCAAUUCUUCAUAUUAGAGAGAAUUCCUAGAGGGAGAAUUGAAAAAGUGGAAGGAUUUAUGCAACUAAAAAUAGAAGGAGAAUGAUGAUCUGAAGAAUGUUAUCCUCCAGAAGGAAAUAAAUAAGUAAAGGGAAUUAGAGAAUCAAUUGCUAUCCUACAAAAAUGAGACAGAGAGAGUGAAUAAGUUAUUAGUAUCAAAGUCAGAAGAAACAGAGAGUUGGAAAUAAAAGUAUCUCAAAUUAUAGUUGAUGAACGAUGAUUAUAAACGAAUCCAAUAGGAGAAUCAGUAAUUGAAUGAUACCAUACUUGCCUUGGAGGGCUAAUUGAAAUAAAGAUAAGAAUAAUUGAAUUAAGUGAAGACCUAAGUAGAAAAUGCGAAUAAUUGUAUUUACUAAAUUCAUAAUAGAGUUUCUUACUGAAAAGAGCAAAGUGAAUCAACUCUUAACUGAUUUGCAGGACGUUCAAAAGAAGAAAUCUGAAUUGGAAGGCAGGUAUCAGAAUCUUCUGCUUGAAGUGGACAAAUUGAAUUAGUUGAUCAAGUAGAAGGAAUAAAUUACAAUUACUCAAACUACAAAGUAUUAUCUUACAGUAUUAUGCAAGAAUUGAAGAAUUCCAAAGCACAGUUGUGUAAUAUCGAAAUACAAUAGAAGACAAAUCAUAGGAAGUUGAAAAUCUUAGGAGAUUGCUCACUAAAUUGCAAUAACAAAUUAUCUAGUUGGAGGACCAAGUAGAAUAGUUAAAGAAAUUCUAAGAAAAUGUAAUUGAGUUUAUUGAAAUAUUUAGUGUCGAGUGCUCUCUGCUGAGAUCGAUAGACUAAAUGAUGAAAUUAAGGUGUAAGACGAUGAAUUGAGACAAUGGAGAAUGUAAUAUGCAGACGAGGGUUCUAUAAUAAAAAGGCUUUAAGAUCAAUUAUCGAUUAUUGUAGUGUUGGCUAGUGAAGUUGAGAGUCUGCGCAUGAGGUUGCAUGACAAGGAGCAGGAAGUGGAAGAGGUCAGAAGAUCAAGUUUGGCACCUUAUAAAAUUUGAAUUAGUUAUGAUUUAUUAAUUUGAGACACAUUUACA
Molecule: messenger RNA, 1685 nt
Organism: Paramecium octaurelia
Lineage: Eukaryota; Ciliophora; Oligohymenophorea; Peniculida; Parameciidae
Source: the annotation of a GenBank genome assembly